GCUUCUUUUUCCUUUCCCAGCGUUAGCCAGACUUAUUUUGGUGUAGUUAUAAUUUCUAUUGACCUCACAGCCCCAGCCAGUCUUUAAUAAUGCAAUUCUGUCUUCCAUAUUGACUCCACUUCUGCCCACCAAUAUUCUUUCACUGUUUACUCAUCGCCAUGAUCUUACAAUUCCUUCUCUUUCUGGUUCUCUAUGUGCUCACCAAGCAUUUCCUCAACAAGAUCCGAAAUCUCCCACCAAGCCCAUUCCCUGCCCUCCCCAUAAUAGGCCACCUACACCUCCUCCACAAACCUCUCCAUCGUUCCCUUUCCGCCAUAUCUAACCGUUACGGUCCCGUACUUAUCCUUCAGUUUGGCUACCGCCGUGUAUUGCUUGUCUCCUCCCCAUCAGCCGUGGAGGAAUGUUUUACCAAGAAUGACGUCGUCUUCGCCAACCGUCCACGCCUCCUCCAUGGCAAACACUUAGGCUACAACUACACCAGCCUUGUUUGGGCUCCUUAUGGCGAUCUUUGGCGCAAUCUCCGUAAAUUAUCCUCCCUCGAAAUCCUAUCCUCUCACCGUCUCCAGUUACUGUCUAGCAUACGAAGCGAUGAGGUGAAGUUGCUGAUCCGUCGUUUGUUUAAGAGUAAAGAUGAGACGGUGGAUUUGAAAUCUGCCUUCUUUGAGCUGAUGCUGAACGUGAUGAUGAGGAUGAUAGCUGGGAAGAGAUACUACGGUGAGAACGUGGAAGAAAAGGAGGCGGCGGCAAGUUUUAGGAGGAUCGUGAGGGAGACGUUCCAGUCUGCUGGCACAUCUAACAUGGGGGACUAUUUGCCCUUAUUAGCCAAGAUAGGAGGCGUAGAGAAGAGAAUGCUUGAUCUGCAAGAGAGGAGAGAUGGGUUUAUACAAGUUUUGAUCGAAGAACAUAGAAAAAGAAUGAGCAUCUCACCCUCUGAGGAGAAAAAUAAGACAUUGAUUGAGGUCUUGUUGACGCUGCAACGAUCGGAUCCUGAGUACUACACGGAUGAAACUAUCAAAAGCCUUAUGCUGGUUCUACUGGCAGCAGGAACCGAUACUUCAGCUGUAACCAUGGAAUGGGCAAUGUCACUUUUAAUGAAUGAUCUUGAAAUUUUGAAGAAAGCUCAGAACGAAAUUGAUAAUGUCAUUGGACAUGAUCGCUUAAUGACUGAGUCUGAUACAUUAAAGAUUCCCUAUCUUCACUGCAUUAUAAGUGAAGUCAUGAGAAUGUACCCACCAGGUCCACUGUUGGUUCCUCACGAGUCGUCAGAGGAGUGCUCUAUAGGAGGCUAUCGUGUACCACCUGGCACAAUGCUGAUAGUGAACAUGUGGAGCAUACAGAAUGAUCCUCGAGUUUGGGAGGAGCCCAGGAAAUUCAAACCAGAAAGAUUUGAAGGGUGUGAGGCAGGGGUAAGGGAUGGUUUUCGGUUGAUGCCUUUUGGGUCUGGAAGGAGGAGUUGUCCUGGAGAGAGCUUGGCCUUGCACAUGGUUAGUUUGACCUUGGGUUCAGUCCUUCAGUGCUUUGACUGGGAGAGAGUUGGCAAGGAAAUGGUGGACAUGACCGAGGGCGCUGGACUAACAAUGCCCAAAGCUCAGCCCUUGAUAGUUAAAUGUAGACCACGUCCAUCCAUGGUGAACCUUCUUUCUCAUGUUUGAAUUAGAGGGUGUUUAGCUUUAACCCAUGGAAAUUAACUAUAACCACUUUAGUUAAUUUAAACUCAUAAGUAUUUAAAAUUUUAAGCAAUUAUAUGUUUGAUUAAAAUA
This is a messenger RNA of Hevea brasiliensis (rubber tree), 1760 nucleotides long. RefSeq names its product cytochrome P450 81Q32-like. The record is from RefSeq and is a predicted model, not a curated record. Gene Ontology annotation, molecular function: iron ion binding; oxidoreductase activity, acting on paired donors, with incorporation or reduction of molecular oxygen; monooxygenase activity. Bases 159 to 1652 code for a protein of 497 amino acids. Lineage: Eukaryota; Viridiplantae; Streptophyta; Magnoliopsida; Malpighiales; Euphorbiaceae. The transcript is spliced from 2 exons.